Messenger RNA from Ceraceosorus bombacis, 438 nucleotides. NCBI's taxonomy places the organism in Eukaryota, Fungi, Basidiomycota, Exobasidiomycetes, Ceraceosorales, Ceraceosoraceae. The record is from the annotation of a GenBank genome assembly.
AUGGAGAUUUGUCCUCUGGACCUGCUCGUAGGCUGCUUGAUCCUUGCAGAGGUUGCCGUGCCCAUCCUCAUGCUCGUCCUCACUCGUCAGAAACGGCCUCCAUCCGUACCGAGUGCAAUUGCAGCAGGAGGCAGGAUCGGGAAUCGUGAAUGAUGACUGCUUGCUAGUAAGUAGUGUUUCGCAUAAAGAUCAGCUAUCGUAUGUAGCUCGUCUUUCAACCUUUUAUGCUUUGGCGCAAGCGCAAAUGUGCACGAAUGCCAAGAACGUCUCGCUCGAGACUUGUUUACCCGACGCCGAUCGUCCCCACUUACCACUCAAACGUGCUUGAGGAACAUCUCCCUCGUGACUUGUUUACGCGUCGCCGAUCGUGCUUUCGACACAGAGCAAGCAGUGGUAAGUGGGGACGAUGGAGAGGUGGCUCAUUUCGCCGAGACCUAG